AUGACUUCCCAAGAGGUACGCCUUUGCGGUCUUCUGCUGCGGGAGCACUUUGGGGAAGUUGUGGAGAAAGUAGGAACCAAUCUACUCAAAGGUGGAACGCAAACUCUGAGAAACAUCGUUCAAGAAACUGGAAUAUCUGUGGAUUUGGUAAAAAAGUCCCUCUGUGUGCUCAUGCAGCACGGAACAUGUGUAUUCAGCCCGGGCCGUAAAGGACGCGGCAGCCCCACCGAGUACCAAUGCAGCUCAAAUCUCAUUCUGAAGAUCCUCCGCUACCCACGCUACAUCUACACCGCUAAGACACUGUACGGCGACACUGGAGAGCUCAUCAUUGAAGAAUUGCUGCAAAGGGGUCACGUGUCCAUGAGCAACAUUGUUAAAGUAGUGGCCGAUCGUCUCACGCAGAAUAUGGAGGAGGGCCAUAGCAUGAAUUAUAAAGAUGUGUCAGCUGCCUUUUCCAAAUUGGUGGAGACUCAUUUUAUUCAACGCUGUCCUCCAAUGGCAAGCGCCACAACCAUAGCCAAUCCAUCAACAGCUGAAGCUCCUGCUAGCACUGCACCGGCUCCAGAGAGCUUCCCCAACUGCUACACCGUGCCAAAUGUUACUCUCAUAGGACAAGGAAAGAGGCAACUUGAGGACCCUGAGGAGCAAAGUGUUGCAAAGAAGGCCAGGAUGGACACAGAGACUCAUGGUGAUGAGGGGAUUUACUGGCAGGUGAACUUCGACAGAUUUCAUCUCCAUUUCCGAGACCAAGCAAUUGUCAGCGCCGUGUCCAGCAAGCUGGACCAGACCAGCGGUGAGAUCGUAAGGACCAUGCUGAGGAUGAGCGAGGUGACCACUCAGCCCAAGGCUGCCCACACGAAGCCCCUCUCGGCUAACGAGAUCUUCAGAUCCCUGCCAACUGCCUACAACAUCCCCAGACAAGUGCUAGACCAAUACCUCACGCUGCUGGUGGAUGACCCGAUGGAGUUCGUGAGCAAAGCUGGCGAGAGUGGAGGCGGGAUGUAUUCUGUCAAUUUGCAGCGAGCACUUGCCAAUCUAGCACGGGCAACGUUAGAGUCUGUAGUCCAGGAAAGAUUUGGAUCUCGAUCGGCACGCAUCUUCCGUCUUUUACUCAAGAAGAAACAUCUUGAACAGAAGCAGGUGGAGGACUUUGCCAUGAUUCCCGCCAAGGAAGCUAAAGAUAUGCUCUACACUCUUCUCUCCCAGAACCUGGUCCAACUGCAGGAAAUCCCCAAAACUCCUGACUUUGCCCCUUCACGCACCUUUUAUCUUUACACCGUCAACCAGCUUUCCACUUCGAGAAUGUUGCUCCAGAACUGCUUCAAGACAGUAGCAAACCUUAUACACAGACGUCUAUUCGAGACAACAAAUAGCAAGCGUCUGCUGGAAAAGUCCCAGCGGAUCGAGGCCAUUCUAGCAUCCCUGCAGGCCGGUGGGGCAGAGCCGGAGCAGCUGACAGAGGUGGAGGAGAUGAUCACGGCUCCCGAAAAGCAACAAUUGGAGUCUCUGCGGCUUCAUAUCAACAAGUUGGAUUCAGCGGAGAACCAAGUGGAUGAAACCAUCUUUCUACUAGAAUCUUACAUCCAAUCCACAGCAUCCACAGUUUAG
Molecule: messenger RNA, 1608 nt
Organism: Nerophis lumbriciformis (worm pipefish)
Lineage: Eukaryota; Metazoa; Chordata; Actinopteri; Syngnathiformes; Syngnathidae
Source: RefSeq, a predicted model, not a curated record